AUGAAACCCGUCGACAUUGAAAGUGAAAAUUUUCUUUAUCACCAUCAUGUCUUGCGCUGCAAGUCGUCCGAUCCUGAUCCUUUUUUGCAAGCCAGCUGUAGGCGGAAAUCUGUCGCUCAGCUGUUCUAUGCCUCUCAUUCCUUGUGUGAUGCAAGCGGUGUUACUCAGAUUUUGCGAAAGCAAAUGAAUUCUUAUCAUGCCUUAGUUGACGACAGAGCUGAAAAAUCUGUCAACAACUAUGCUGAUGGAGCACUUCAUGUUGCUUCAAUCGGGAGCAAAAAUGAUUCAACUAAAUGGAAAAGUGGAUUGAGAAGUAACCGACCAGUAGCUGCUAUCAGACAAAAAUUAAUGGAAUGUCCAGGCCAAUGUUCUUAUUUUGAAGUUCUGGAGCAAGAUCUGAAGACGCAGGCCAAUGCCCCUACCUUAGACAAACACAAGGAAACAAAUCAGCGUGUUGGGAAUUUUGUUCCGAAAAUUGCUGGUCCUUCUAAACUGCAAAGGGAGCAAAGUCAGAGAGAAACAUCAGCUAAUAGUUUUCAACAAAGCAGAGCUGGCAGUGCACCCUUAUUUCGUGGUAGUUCCUUUGAUUCAACAUCUGAUGUUGAAGGAGGUAAUAAUUCCACCUUCUGGCAAGGCCACCAUACCAAAUCUGUAGGCCAUGGCAAUGGAGGACCUGUGCACAUUGGCUCAAAUGAGUAUGAUAAAGACAGUUUUGGAAGAAAAAGUUCUGUGCAAUCUAGUAUGUUGAACCGAAAUUUAAACAAUUUUGGAUCAAGAGUAGAUGGCAAUCACAUAAGCAAUGUUCAAGUUCCUGGUUCAGGGCCUCAGUGUGGUGGUGUAAAUAAUAGAUUUAUGGUUGGUGGAAAUGAGGGGAUCCCAACACAAACCAUGGGCAACAGCUUUGGGAGAGGAGCAAGUUCCAACAACUUUGGAAGUGGUUUCAACAGAAAUGUGACACAGAAUGGACAGAAAAACAAUCAAAACACACAAGCAGAAUCUGGAAUGUCUUCAGUUCAAGCCCGAAUAUUUAAAACAGCAAGAGAUGAACUGACAAUUCAGAAUCAGAAGAAAUAUGGUAGCAGAGGAGGGGGUAACAAUGGAUAUGCUAUGGGAAGAGGUGCAGUAGGUGGUCAGAAGAGGUCUCUAGGGACACGUCGAGCAGGAGUUCAUGGGCAAUUUGUUCCUCCUAUUAAGCCUACUGAUGAGGAUGAUUUUGGUGGAAUGUUUGGUGUAAAACAACCUACUAUGGAAGGAGAAGUAGAAGAAGAAAUUGAUGAGCGUCUUAAAAACAUUGACCCUAAAAUGAUAGAGACAAUUCGUAAUGAAAUCAUGGACAUUGGUGCUCCUGUAGAAUGGGAUGAUAUUGCUGGCCUUGACUUUGCUAAGAAGACGAUCCAGGAAAUUGUGGUUUGGCCACUCUUACGACCAGACAUAUUCACUGGCUUAAGGAAGCCUCCUAAAGGUCUACUGUUGUUUGGACCACCAGGAACUGGAAAAACUUUAAUUGGAAAGUGUAUAGCUUCUCAAUCUCAGUCCACCUUUUUCAGUAUAAGUGCAUCAUCUUUAACAUCUAAAUGGAUUGGAGAUGGUGAAAAGAUGGUCCGCGCAUUGUUUGCUGUUGCCAAAGUUCACCAGCCCUCUGUGGUGUUUAUUGAUGAAAUAGACUCACUUCUAACCCAACGAAGUGACACUGAGCAUGAGAGUUCUAGGCGAAUUAAGACUGAAUUUCUUGUCCAGCUUGAUGGAGCGGGCACGGGAGAUGAAGAACGAAUUUUAGUUGUCGGUGCAACAAAUAGACCCCAGGAAUUAGAUGAAGCAGCACGACGCAGAUUAGUAAAACGACUGUACAUUCCCCUUCCAGAAUUUCUGGCAAGAAAACAAAUUGUGGAGAGACUCAUGUCAAAGGAACGUAGUGUUUUAACUGCUAAAGAAAUUGAUGAUAUUGCCUCCUUAACUGAUGGGUAUUCUGGUGCUGAUAUGAAGAACCUCUGUCAAGAAGCAUCCCUUGGUCCAAUAAGAUCCAUAUCUUUUUCAGCAAUGCACCAGAUCACAGCAGACCAGGUUCGCCCUAUAGCACUUGAUGAUUUCAAAGCAGCUCUUCAGAGAGUGAGAGCAAGUGUGUCAAAUAAAGACUUAGAUGCUUAUGUUCAAUGGGAUAAAACAUAUGGAAUGGGAAGUGGGAUGUAAAACUUUCCAAUGUAAUGUCUUCCACAAGAGUUUACUCAUUGGUUCACAUUUUAUAACCAUAGCCGAAGGGUUUUAUUUGGAAGGAGUGGUACGCUCUUCUGUUAUUUUUUGUAGAAAAAAUAUUUUAUCUUUAUUGCAACAAUCAUUACACAAUUAUAUCAGUUUGACAAUCAGUCUUUCCUGUUUUGGUUCUAAGACAAGUUAAGAGUCUGUUUUAUUUUUUAGUUUGUCACAAUCUGGUUGAUUUAGUGGAUUGGCUGCAUAAAAAGCAGGAUGAUGUACUAGCUCAUUGUUAAUUCUCAGAAUUGUUGGGUAUUGCUCAAGGUCAACUUUGUACCUGGAGAAAAAUGAAUUGAAUGAAAUGAGCUUAAUGUUAAUGAGUUAAUGACAGUUGCUUGUGAAGUACAGUAAUCCAAAAGGACUUA
Molecule: messenger RNA, 2612 nt
Organism: Frankliniella occidentalis (western flower thrips)
Lineage: Eukaryota; Metazoa; Arthropoda; Insecta; Thysanoptera; Thripidae
Product: fidgetin-like protein 1
Exons: 13
Coding region: 1-2187 (728 amino acids)
Molecular function (GO): ATP binding; ATP hydrolysis activity; microtubule severing ATPase activity
Source: RefSeq, a predicted model, not a curated record